Puccinia triticina is the source of this 1695-nucleotide messenger RNA. RefSeq lists its product as uncharacterized. Bases 1 to 1695 code for a protein of 564 amino acids. Gene Ontology annotation, cellular component: nucleus; nuclear chromosome. The transcript is spliced from 5 exons. Gene Ontology annotation, biological process: regulation of transcription by RNA polymerase II; chromatin remodeling. Gene Ontology annotation, molecular function: transcription coregulator activity. The record is from RefSeq and is a predicted model, not a curated record. NCBI's taxonomy places the organism in Eukaryota, Fungi, Basidiomycota, Pucciniomycetes, Pucciniales, Pucciniaceae.
AUGGCCGGGGGCGGGGGCGGGUUCGGGGCACAGGGCAGCGCAGUCGGGCCGCCAACCCGGGGGCCCCGGGGGGUAACGCCCGACUCCGCCAGCCGCGGCUCGGCUGUUGACCGACCACCAACCACUGCCGACGAUGAACUACCAGCACUCCAUCGCCACCCCAGCAUCCUCCUCAUCCCCUCCCUCGACCCCGCUCCUCCCUACCAUCCAUUGUCCUCCAGCACGAACGUCCAAGCCUCGCUGACCACCUUCCCCUCACGGCUCAGGCUCGGGGCCAGUGGACUCUCUCAGCCGAUCUACACCACCACGUAUAUUCAGAACCGUCUCCAACGCCCGAAUUCUCCGAUCGACUCCCAUCCAUCUAACCCAUCUAUCGUCCCUCUCUCCGAACCGGGAAAACGCGCUCGGCGGGUCGUCAACUACUCCGAGAACGAUUCGUCGCGUCUGCCCAACAUAGAUCCGGACUUGGAUCAAGCCUUUGAAGAUGACCAUCCUCGGUCUAGGGCCGCCCAGACCCGCGGCCGUCCCAGCCACAGCUCCCGGCUAUCGAUGGGCGCGAACGUCAAUCAAACACCACAAGCUGGACGGCUUGCUGCUGCCCGGAAUUCGACCCCUACUCCUGCGCCCUCUGAUCCAGGAAAGACGCACGAGGACGAGCUUGCUAAGCGGAAAUACGCCGACGGUCGCUCGUAUCUUGGCCACGAUCCACCUGCUAAAUGGAUCCGCGUCGAACGCAGACCGAAACGCGCUCCUCUCCUCAUGAAUACCUUGGGCUUGAGCGAAAAUGAUCAGGCCUCAGAUAGUGUGUGCUUGGUGCCUAUCCGGAUCGAACUUGAUACGGAAGAACUGAGGAUACGAGAUGUCUUCACCUGGAAUCUUCGAGAACGUUACAUCACGCCAGAGAUCUUCUCGCUCGAAUUUUGUGCGGACGCGGGGAUCCAGUCUGGAGUAUAUGUGCCCAAGAUUGUCGAACAGAUCAAGUCGCAAUUGAGCCAAUACUCCUUCUUAUCCACCACAAAGUUGGUCCCAGAUGAAGCGGACCUAUCACAUUUCUCUGAAGAACAGUUAGUCGGGAUCGAGCCUGAUCUGAGAGUGAUCAUCCAACUGGAUGUCCAAAUAGAAACACUACAUCUGAUCGAUCGAAUCGAAUGGGAUUUGGCAUCACCAUUAACGCCCGAACUGUUUACAGCCCAAUACAUCUGUGACUUAAACCUGCCCCGAUCCGCGAGUCCGAUCAUUGCACAUGCGAUCCACGAGGAGAUCUUCCGACACAAACACGACUGUCUUUCACUUGGGCUGAUUUCCCACGAGGUUCUCUCGUCUACUAUGCCAGCUGCUCCUAACGACACAGAUCCUCAGACCUCCACCACCACCACCAACAACAACAACAACAACAACACAACCACGACAGCAGCUACAACCUCAACGACGGCAGCAGCAGCAACACCCAACCCGGUCGGGAUCGUGCAGACAAGCUUCAAAAUAGAAACCGAUCCCUUGCUCAAGGAGAAAUACGGCUCCAGUCGCGGGCCUAAAAAACUCGAGGGUGUCUGGCGAGACUGGCACGAGGCAAAUCUCUUUGGCCCCAAACUACAUUUAAUCCAUGUUGAGGAUCUGGAAUGGGCGGAGAUCGAAAAGGAACGACAGGCUAGACGCACUCGCAGAGAUACUACACGAACUGCCAGGAGACGAUGA